This is a messenger RNA of Bombus pascuorum, 6189 nucleotides long. Its product is annotated as NBAS subunit of NRZ tethering complex-like. Gene Ontology annotation, molecular function: SNARE binding. Gene Ontology annotation, cellular component: Dsl1/NZR complex; endoplasmic reticulum membrane. Bases 118 to 5919 code for a protein of 1933 amino acids. Lineage: Eukaryota; Metazoa; Arthropoda; Insecta; Hymenoptera; Apidae. The record is from RefSeq and is a predicted model, not a curated record. Gene Ontology annotation, biological process: retrograde vesicle-mediated transport, Golgi to endoplasmic reticulum. The transcript is spliced from 14 exons.
CUUUUCAAGAAUAUGACAUUGACUAGUGACUUAUCAGAUUCCGACUGAUUUCACUCCUAACUCCCACCUCAGGUCUAUGUUUUCGUCAACGUAGUAGGUUAUGUUUCUGAUAACAAAAUGGUUAAUUCAAACGAAUCAUCAAAUAAACCAAUACUUUAUGAAUUGUUAGAAUAUUUUAUUCGCGAGCAAGAGCCAGAAUUAAUAAAAUGCAAAAAUGAUUCUGUAAUAUUGCCUACGACAGGGACAAUAAAAAAUGCACUUAGAUAUCUUAACAAUAGGUAUUCUUUACCAGAAAGUAUAUCACAACAAAUUAGUUUUACUUUACCAUGGAAAUUUGCAAUUGGAGAUCAUGGACGUUUACUUGCUGUUUUACAAGAAAAUGUCAUAGAAAUUCGAAAAGCAAAAGAUGAAUAUUCUUCAGUUGUUGGGAAAGCUUCCGUACCAAAGGAUGCUUUUCCAGAAUGGCGUAAACUGGUUUGGAGUCCAGAUGGAACACUUUUAGUAUUAGCAUCUAGCAAUGGUUAUGCUUCCUUUUACAAUGCCCUGGGAAAUAAUAUUUUUAAUAUCAGUCCAAAAACAAUAUCCCAAAACCCUCAUAUUUUAGAAGCUGGUGAUGCAAUAGCUUCUAUGAUAUUUCUCAAACCAAGGACACAGUCUGACAAAUGGUCUUAUGAAUUUAUGUUAAUCACAUACAGUGGUUUACUCAAAUCAUAUCACAUUUCAACAACUAAUGAAUUUGAAGCAAAUUAUGAAUUUUCUUUUGGCACUUUUUAUAAAAAUGGAAUAAAUGCUGUUGUUUAUGAUGAAAAACAUAGCUUAUUUUAUGUUGCUGGAAAUACAAUAUCACAGAAAUUAAUGUCAACAGCCUCAGACAGUGGAUUAACAUCUUGGCGACCCCUUAAUGAAUAUCCAUAUUGCAAGUUGUCAUUUACUUUUGAUGAUGAAUCGAAAACUAAGUCGAGAUUUUCCAUAUGGAACAUUAUCCCCACACUGAGCUUGCAACCAGAAUCUAUCAUAUUUAAAGUAAAAAUCUCUCCAAAUAAUAAAUUUUUAACAUGUUUACAUACAGAUGGUUCAAUAUCUUUAUGGAGAUUACCAACUUUGUUGAUACAAAGAAAAUGGAAAUUAUCAGAGCAACCAGACUUUAAUAUACCUAAUCCUUUAGGACAUGCAAAAACAAAAAAGUUUCCACCAGGUGUUACUGAAUUCCAUCCAAUAGAUAUUGGCUGGUGGUCAGAAGAGGCAAUUAUAAUUACAAGAUGUUCUGGAUCCACUUCUGUAUGUUCUACAACCGACUUAAAGAAUCUUUUAGGUUCAAGCCCUGAAUUUUUAGCUGGGCAACCACAAAUACAUGAACUUGGUUCAGAUCGAGGUUUUUUAUGCCUUGAUUGUGAAACAUACAUAACAAGUAAAAAACGGAACAGAGAAUCUAAUACAGAAAAUCAAACAUCAGAAGCCUCUUCAGAAAGUGAAGAAGAAAGUGAUGAACUACAACCAGCUAGUAUAUUAAAUUAUACAACGAAUUUAAUGCAAAGUACCUUGUAUUCUAUCACUGACAUUGAAAGAUUUCAGCCUAAAAAGAAGAAGUCAAGAGUAUUAUUUAGAACAUAUAGAAUCCUUGGACUUAAAAGUACUACACCUGAAGAACUUUAUUCAAGAAAAAUUGAUAUAGAGGAAUAUGAAGAAGCAUUGGCUUUAGCAAAUACAUAUAAUUUGGAUACAGAUUUGGUAUAUCAGACACAGUGGAGAAAAUCUGAAUUAUCAUUGAAUGCUAUUCAAGAACAUUUGAGUAAAGUUACAAAAAGGUCUUGGGUCCUACAUGAAUGCAUUACUCGAGUUCCAGAUACUAUCGAAGCAGCAAGAGAAUUAUUAAAUUUUGGUUUAAAAGGUGCCAACCUGGAAACUUUAGUAGCAAUUGGAACCUGUGACAAUGGAAAAUUUAUAAUAGAUAAUACUGAUGAAGAAUGGAGUGGAAUGGAUGAAGCUAGUAUAAGCUUAAGACAGAUACAAAAAAUAAAUCAAGCGCUGCAAAAGAUCGAUAUUAAACAUUUAUCUGACGCUCAAAAGGAUUUAAUUAAAUAUAGAAGGAAGCUUCUAGAUCAUCUAGAUAAGUUACUUACAUACGAAAUUAUUUUAAAUUCCUCGUUAAAGUACGAUAAAAACUUUUACGAAGAAUUUCGACAGCUUUCAGCUGUUGAAAAUGCAAUUAAAUUUGCGAAGGAUGGAGAUUGUCGGGGAGUUGAAAUUAUGUUCACUUACUACGGUGAAUGUUUGUUACCUCAUUGGUUAGCUAUUAUUAGUUUCUUUCCAGAGACUUUAAAUCCAUUGAAGUAUAAAAAACUUCUACCAGAAUGCGACAUUGAUGGACAAUUGUUUCUGUUUGAUCAGCGUGAAUUACGACAAAAAGAUUGGGCUGAGAAAGCUGAAUUCAAUGAGAUAAUUAAUUUAGAAAGCGAUGAUAAAUCACAAUCACUUUAUGAAUAUGAUCCAUCGUUAACUAUAUACAGAAACACAUUACUUACACCAGAAUUGUUACAAAAAUGGUACGAGUCGCGAGCUUAUCAGAUCGAGAGGAAUAGUUAUAUGAUUGAUAAUGCUUUGCAAUUGAUAAAAAUUGCCAAAUUACAUAAUAUUAAUGGAUUAGACAAUUUGUUGCUAGAUUUGGAAACUUUAGACGAUAUCAUUUACAAAAUUUAUAUAGAAGACCUAUCUUUAGAUCAAUUACAAAAAUUAUCUAAUUUGGAAAAAAUUAAAUUGCUAAUGAGCAUGACUAGUGAAGAAAGUUUUGUUGAUGAUAUAAAAAGUUUUCUAUUAUCAUUUAUAAAAAGAAGAAGUCAGUAUCUGGGCGGAGAAUUACAGAGAUAUUUAUUUAGUGACUAUUUAGUGUCUAUUAGUAAAGAAGACUUAAAGUUACCAGUUAAACUUUUUGAAUACUUAAAACAAUCUCAAGAUGAUGAGAUUCUUCAAAUGAUAGAGAAUAUUGCGAUUUUAGCGUUAGAUUGCAUAUACGCUUGCAAUGAUCCUAAUAUGUAUGAAAAAGCAACACGUAUUGUAGAUUCCAUCGCCAAAGACCGUGAAAUGAGAAGAAUAGAUGCCAUAAACACUCUACUGGAAGAGCUUGAUAAAGAACUUGAAUGUGCAAAAAUUUUAAAUAAAUAUGGCGUUAAAACUACAUUACAUGUAUUGCGAAAAAAUAAAAGUAAUCCUGAUGCUGCAAAACAACUACUGAUUCAAAUGGCAAGAAGUUUAAACAAAAGAGCACCACCUCCAGAUGAAAAACAAUGGGCUCAAUUAUUAAAUGAAAUGUUAGAAAUUCAUGGUCUAAUUUUUACAUGUGUCGACAUAGAAAUUUGUUUUGAAAUCUGUGUAUCAGCACGUUUGGUAUCAGGAGUUAAAUCUAACAUACAAAAUUGCACUGCUUUAAUUGAGACUAAGAAAAAUGAACAGUCUUUAUUGAAAGUGUCUUAUGAAAAAACGGUGAAUUUAAUUUUAGAUGCUAGUAAAGAGUAUUUUAAUAGUUCAAAAUCCUUAACUGACUCUAAUAUGGAAUUAGCUAGAGCUUGCCUUCAUCUAAUCAUAGAUGAUAAUGCACAGAUAAAAGAAGAGUACGAUCUCAUUAACUCGCUUCAAAUUUUGAAUGAAUUCUAUAUUGAUAUAUUACCACUUCAAGUGCGAUUAAUGCAAGACAGACUACAGUUGAUAAAGGACUGUUUAAAUAAGAGGGUAGAUGCUCAUAAAAGUCGUCAGAGAUUAUUAACGUUAGCGAAUUACUUACGAAUAGAGAGGAAUAAUAGUAGAAUGCGGGAAGGAAAGGUUUUGGAGUUAAUUGCGAAAAAAGCACUUGAGGUAAAGGACUUUAAUGUUUGUGCUGCUACCUGUCAGCAAUUAAUGCAAAAUAACUAUAUUCCUGCCUGGACAGUUGCUUUAGAAUUAGGAUUUUGUGGAGAUUACGAAGAUCUGAAAACUAGACAAAAAUGUUUAUGGUUUGCAAUAAACAAUGGGCCUAGCGAUAUGCUGAGCAAAGCACUAGAUCAAAUAUAUUUAAUAGAAAUACAAAUGUUACAUAAAAAUUUAGAAUUGUGGAUACCUCCUGCUUUACUAUCUGAUGAUUUCAAUGAUAGUGAAGACGCAGAUAGUGAAGAUGAAUUUAUAGAUGCAUUAACUACUCCGCAAAUAGAAACUAAAGAAUUUGUCCCAAAAGUUUUGGAAGCUUCUACUGAGAUAGUAAAAACUUCUGCAAAUGUUAUGAAAGAUUCAGCAUUUAGUUUAAUAAAAAAUAUAAGCGACACAAAUUUUUGGAAGUCUAGAUUAAAAUUUAAUUUCUCAAAUAAUCAGGAUAAUAACACAGGAUAUGAAAAUCUUAUAGAAGAUGAUGACAUUCAAAGUUUCCCAUGUUUUUAUGAAGAUUUACAUAAAAAUUGUAAACUUAGUGAACUCGACACGAAAUACGUAAAUUAUUCAAUGCCAGAUUUACAAAAUACGCAGCUCAAAUGCUGCCGUGCUCUUUUGAGGAUAACUAUGUUGAAUGAAACAUUUUGUUAUGGUUUGGAAGUGAGUGAUAUUAAUCAUUUAUUUUUAGAGUGUACAAAGUAUACUAUACAACAGGAUUGGUUACUAGGCAUGGCAUAUUUAUUUAGUGUACAUAAGAAGUAUAUAGAAGAAAUACACAAUGUUUUAAUGGAACUGCCACAAACAAUGCUAUACAUACAAACUUCAAUGUAUUAUUAUUGUUUGGAAUUAUACAAAAGCACAUAUAAAGAUUAUUAUUUUACAGAUUUAUAUUCGUUUGAUCCGUUGAGUUUAAUAUUAAAAACGAUGAGUACAGCUCACAGAUACAAAAAAUCUGACAUUUAUGAACAAUUUGAAUAUUGGCAAACAUGUUUAUCUAAAAGCUGCGGAAUAAAUAAGACAGAAUUUCUUGAGUUACAUCACGACGUUAAAAUGGAAAACGACAAUAAGAUUGAAGAUCAUCAAAAGUCAGAUGAAUUUAAUAUUGUUCAAGCACAAAGUUCAAGUGUAUUUACUGGAAAAUCAAAAGAGGAAGAAAUUUCGACAGAAAAUUCGCGACGUAACGAGAAAGAUAAAAUUAAGAUGAGUUCAUCUGAAUCUAAUGACAAAAAUGAUAUAGAAUGGACUGAUAAUUGGGGCAACUUUUCAGAUGAAGAUAUAAUAGAAAACGUAGGGAACAAAAAAGAUAUUUUAAAUCAAGAACUGUGUAUAGAAAAUAAUACUUCUCUAAUAAAAGAUAUAGGGGAAUGUGCGACAGAAAAAGAUCGCUUUGAAGCUUUUGAAAAAAUAUUUAGUAAAAUAAGGAAUGUUGAUCAUUUUUAUGAGGCAAAGAAAUUGUUAUUACAAUGGCCACAAUUUGAAGAUUCUCAAUAUACAAAAGUUAAUAAACAUCCAAUUUUAAAAAUGAUGAAACUAGUUAAUGCCUUUAUUAUGGAAAAAGAUAAAAACAAACAUAGCAAACAAAGUUUUGAAGAAUAUAAAGAAUUAAUAGAAGCAUUAUCUUCAACAAACGUACUCAAAGAAUUUUUGAACACAGAAGAAAUUCCUCUUGAGCACGCAAUUUAUAUUAGGUUGGAUAUGGAUAAUUCAGAAUUUCACAAAGAAGCAGUAAAUAUUCUUCUGGAAAGACAUAAAGAAUUAACAUUGUCAGCACCGAUACUAGAAAUGUUAUUUUUGAAAAAUUUAACAGCAUACUUCGACCCGAAUCACGAAAUAUUUAAUCGAAUCAUUGAACAUGUCUUUGUGAAUCGAUCUCUAACAGAUGUAAAGGAAAAUGCAGAAAUUCUUAUACAAGAAUUAAAAAAAGGAAAGCAUAUAGCGCAUGCCUUAUGCAUAAUUAGAUUAAUGGAAGAUAUACCACCAUCUUUAUCUACAUUUAGUACUUGUUGCGAACUUUUAAUGAGGAAAUAAAUACAUACAUUCAUUCUUUCCUAUGAUUUUAACUUGCACGAGAUACAAGUUCAAAAGAUCACUUAUUUAAAAUUUGUAAUUGAUAUUUUUAUUCGUGAAAUGUAAAAGACUUUGUUAAAAGAAGUAAGAAAACAGUAAUAAUAGUUAAUAGCUUCUAUAUUUGCAUCUACGUCCUUAAAAUUCAUAUUUACAUACUAUGAAUAUUUAUUUUGUACAAUGUGUUAUUUGUAAGUAUAAGCGUGAUAUGUAUAUUGAAAUAUAAAUAUUCAA